Equus caballus (horse) is the source of this 5148-nucleotide messenger RNA. NCBI's taxonomy places the organism in Eukaryota, Metazoa, Chordata, Mammalia, Perissodactyla, Equidae. The record is from RefSeq and is a predicted model, not a curated record.
CUGCUGUGCCACCGGGCCGGCCCCUCAUUCUGUUUUUAGAAAGGCUGAAUGUUCUCGGGUAAAUCCAAGGGUUGGUCUUCACUAAUCCAGUUGUGGGGUUCUCCUGCACGAAACUUUACCAAUGUUUUAGUGGCUUCUGCCAGCCUAAGGCCUUGUCAGGGACGACCCAGCCACCUGUGAGUUCCUAUCUGGGAAAGCUCAGGGCUGUCAGAAGAGUGAUAGUUUGUUCAGCUGAUGCCUGGAUAGGCCUGCCCCGCUUUCUUGGCAUAUUUGCAAUUGCACAUCCUUCCUCUGUCCUUUUGAGAUGUCUGUGUGUCUCUACAGCCCAGGAGUGUCUUUCUCAAGGACCUGAGAGCUGUCCUAGAAAUGGAGUGCUCGGGAAGGAUGGGGCCUCUGCCUCUCAGUCUCUGUGGGAAGGCAGGACCCUGACUUGGACAGCUGCAGCCCACAGACACAGCUGGCCUGGCGGCAUUUACACUGACCACUCCUUUGUGAUUUUCCCUCCCCUGGCUGCUCCCUUUCACCCAUGCAGUAGCCCCUGCACAGAUGAGGAUGGAGCUCAGCUCUCCCCUGCUGCUGGCAGUUAGCCGGUGUCGGGCUGUUUGUCUCUGACCUCUCCGCACACUGCUAAUCUGCAGCCGGGCCUAGAAGGGACUUAGUCUGGGGUCAGCCUCUUCUGCAGAUGAGACUUGGUGCUGCCAGAGCUGAGGUGCCCUGUGCCUUGACGUGGCACCCUACAUUAGGGCCAGCAUCUGCAGAAGCAGCACCCCGAAACCAAGUAUUUGUCAACGCAAUGUUGGAGACGAGCUACCUGCUCUCAGCCAGGUGGUGAGCAAACUGUGGUGUGUUAAUGAGCAGUGUGGGGGGGGGCAGGAAUAAGCAGUGGAGAGAUCAGUAAUCCUACCUGGUUUCCCUUUUCUUCCCUGGCGACCUCACUGCCAGGGAGUCAUCAGUUACAGUUGAAUAAUAAUGAGAAUGAAGAACAGCCAAGAACCGGAAUAGGCCAAAUUUAUUAAUUUGUUACUAAGUAAUUGAAUUUGAUAAUACGAAAAAAUUAAGACAGCCAAAGGUAAACUAUGUCUCAGUCCUAAAGCUGUGUGUGACCACCUCCCCCUCUGGGUCUUUUGGCAAGUGUGCUAGUCUCUCACCCUCUAGGCUGGGUGGAUCACAGCCGUCUGCGGCCUCCGGUGGUCCUGCUCCUUCCAGCCUGUAGUCCUGGGAGUUGUUGCUCGUGUCAUGUGGGGACACCACCCCUGGGUGCUCCAGACUAGAUCCCCGUGGGCCAGUGGUGCUGCAGACACAGUUAGGAGCUGUGCCUGCCGCUGCACGAAAGGCUGGGCUGGGUUUGUGGCAGGGACUGGGCAGGAAUGAUGAGUUUAGGCAAAUGUGUUAGAAGAAGACACAGUGGAACUUGGUGAUGGGUCGUGUCUGACCUGAGAGCGGAGUGUAGAUGCCUCUUCUACCAGGCCAGUCUUGGCAGCAGCCUGGCCUCCGAGUCCAGCAUGCUGAGGGAGACUUAAUCCCAAGGGAGAGGUUUGCCGCCCAGUGAUAGCUGUUCUCCAACUGUUUACGGAAACCAAGCAACUUAGCUCCUGUGAGCGCUUGUCAACAUGAAGCUAACUGGGUACUCUGAGGUUUAGCUUUAGGUUUUGGCAAGUGAGCCAGCAAGCGAGCCGUUGCUCAGCUGUUGAAGGCAGAGGGGAAGCACAGUGCUGCCAGGCCAAGACCCCCAGGAGAUCCAAAGAUGAUACUUGGAAAGCAGAUGACCUCAGAAGACACCUUUGGGUUGCACACUCAGGUAGUCCGAAGGAAGAUAAGAAGCACAGAGAAAAGCUGCCACCUAAGGAGUCAGAAAUGGAUGUCCCAGAAUACAAGGAGCACAGACACAGGGAGCCAGAUGGAGACACCAAGUACAGAGAGAGGAUGGCUGAGAGAGACGGCCACCCCUCCAGGGAGCCUGCCCGAGGGGAGAGAGACAGAGAAAAGCCACGGGAAAGGAGAAAGGAUGCCAGGGACCAGGACAGAGGAAAGCUCAAAGAGAAACAUCGAGAACAGGACGCAGAGAAGGCUCACAGGAGGGGAAAAGACAGAGAAAAAGACCAAGACCGAAGAGCUCGGAGGGAGGAGCUCAGGCAGGCGGCCGCCUACCAUAACCUGCUGGGCCGGGACGUGCGAGGCUGGCAGGUCCUGGAGAGAGCCGAGCGCAAGGUGCCAGCAGUUGCAGUAUGGUGACAGCAAAGACAAUCCUCUUAAGUAUUGGCUUUAUAAAGAAGAAGGUGAAAGAAGACACAGGAAGCAGAAAGAACCGGAUCGAGAAAAGAAACAUCGAGAAAAAAGCAGCACAAGGGAGAAAAAAGAGAAGUAUUCCAAAGAACCAAGGACUCCAUCCUCUGACAAGGAAGGGGAGGAGAGGCAUAAGGAGAAACGACACAGUGAAGGCUUCCGUUUGGAUGACGAGAGGCACCGGGGUAGUGUGGAUAAGAAAGAGAGGCCAUCAAAGGAAGAGCCUAGGAAGAGGGAGUACAAGAAUGGUGAACACAGAAGUCAAGGUACAAGUUCAAAGAGAGAUGGGACUAGCAACCAGCAUGCAGAGAAUUUAGUAAGGAAUAAUGGAAGAGAUAAAGACGCAAGAAGGAAGGAAAUUGAAAAGGAAGACAUUGAUUUAGAAAAUGGUGGAGCCGAUGAGUAUAUAGCCAGUUUUGAAGAUGAUUGUGAAGACUAUGAAGAUGACUUUGAAGUCUGUGAUGGAGAUGAUGAUGAUAGCACGAAUGAGCCAGAAUUGAGAGAAAAAGUCCAAGAACUUCCUCUAGCCAGAAAGAAGGAGAUACAAGAAAUUCAAAAGGCCAUCAGUGCAGAAAACGAAAGGAUCGGCGAGUUGUCUUUGAAACUGUCUCAGAAGCAAGGUCUAAUGGACCGCGAAAGGGCGUCCCGGCCGGAUGCAAACAAUUCCUCUUCCAGAGCCCCUGUUUGUGGAAUUUUCAUGGAUUUUGCAACAGCCUCACACCGUCAAAGGAGUCGGACUCAGGCCUUUAAGCAAAAGACUCGCAGUACAAAACUGCUUCGGCUUAUUGACUUAGAUUUUUCAUACACUCUCUCUCUCCUGGAUCUACCACCAGUAAAUGAAUAUGACAUGUAUAUCAGAAACUUUGGGAAAAAAAAUACCAAGCAGGCCUAUGUUCAGUAUAAUGAAGAUCACGUUGAAAGAGAUGUUCAGACUGAAGAGAUAGAGACCAGGGAAGCGUGGACCCAGCAUCCAGGGGAAGGCACGGCUGUGUCUGGGGGCAGUGGGAGUACAGAUAGCUCUGAUGCUGCAGCUGUGCCAAAGGUCGAUACGCCGAGACUGUCCAGCUUUCUCCGGGCAGCCUGCCAGGUGAUUGCGGUUUUGCUCGAAGAGGAUCGAGUGGCCGCUGAGCCCAGCUGGAGCCCCCGGAUGCAGGACAACACCCUGCCUUUCAGUGACAGGUCCUCUCAGUUGAACACUAGCCUGCCGUUCCUGCAGAAUCGAAAAGUGUCCUGUCUGCAUGCCUCCCAGGUUCAGAGGCAGACGGUGGUGUCUGUUCACGGGGUGGCUGAAAAGGCGUUUGCCCCUGUGCUGGAUGACAAAUAUGUGCUCUGUGUGUGGGAUAUCUGGCAGCCUUCAGGGCCUCAGAAGGUCCUGAUAUGUGAGUCGAAGGUCACGUGUUGCUGCUUUAGCCCUUUUAAAGCCUUCUUGCUAUUUGCUGGAACAAUGCACGGCUCAGUCGUCGUGUGGGAUCUACGAGAAGACUCUCGGAUACAUCAGUAUGUGAAGCUGAGUGACUGCUUCUGGACGUUCAGGACAUCAACAUUUUCUACUGAUGGUGUCCUUACGUCAGUGAACCACCGCAGUCCUCUUCAAGCAAUAGAGCCCAUCUCAGCGUCUGUCUACAAAAAACAGAGUUUUGUCCUUUCACCCUUUUCUACUCAGGAAGAAAUGUCAGGUUUGUCAUUCCACAUUGCUUCCUUGGACCAGAGUGGGGUUCUCAACAUGUGGGUGGUUGUUGAAUUACCAAAGGCAGACGUUGCAGGUUCAAUAAGUGAUUUAGGUUUAAUACCUGGAGGGAGGAUAAAAUUAGUGCAUAGUGCUGUGAUUCAGCUGAGUGACAGCCUUUCCCAUAAAGGUUAUGAAUUUUGGGGGACCACACAAACACUGAAUAUUAAAUUUCUGCCUUCAGAUCCUAAUCACUUUAUUGUUGGCACAGACAUAGGUCUCAUCAGCCAUGGUACCAGACAAGACUUGAGAGUAUCUCCCAAGUUGUUCAAACCCCAGCAACAUGGUAUGAGACCAGUAAAGGUGAACGUGAUUGACUUUUCACCGUUUGGAGAGCCAACGUUCCUGGCCGGCUGUUCUGACGGGAGCAUCAGGUUAUACCAGCUGACGUCCGAGUACCCGCUCAUGCAGUGGAACAACAGCACCGGCGGCCGGGCGGUCACCAGCCUGCAGUGGUCCUUGACAAGGCCUGCUGUGUUUCUGGUCCAGGAUGACGCGUCCUGUGUUUAUGUUUGGGACCUCCUUAAAAGUGAUUUGGGUCCUGUAGCCAAACAACCCGUCUCUCCAGACAGGCUAGUGGCAAUGACUGUCAUGGGUGAACCGGAGAAGACCAGCGGCAGCUUCCUGGCCCUGGUACUGGCCAGAGCCUCGGGCGGCGUGGACAUCCAGUUCCUGAAGCAGGAGUGGGCGACCCCAGUGGGCAACGAGCAGAGGAAGCUGCAUCUACUUUUGCAGGAAGCCAUGUAGAAAUGGGAGAGUGCAAGAUGGCUGGUGUUGCCGAGAGGACCAGGCUGAGUAGCGACCAGAUGGAAGGCACGGCUGCUCAGGAGUGCUUUGACGUCCGUGCGCGUGUGCUGAUGCAGGUGGAAUACAGAUACUCUGCACAGGAUUCAUCGUACAAGGACGCCACUUCACUAUUCCCAGGAAGUCAGUCUCUACUUCUGAAUGGAAGCAAACAUUUUAGUGUGUAUUCAGCUGGACUUUGAAGGAAAGAGAGUCGUGUUCAGUAUGCUCUUUUUUGAGAAUAUUUCUACUUGUUUUUAUGUGGCUCUAAAAUAUUGUUACGUUUAUUACUAUAUUUUAAACAAUCCACCAUGAAAAUGUAUUUUUAAAAUACAUAAAAUAAACAUAAAAUACAU